This is a messenger RNA of Prorocentrum cordatum, 819 nucleotides long. The record is from the annotation of a GenBank genome assembly. NCBI's taxonomy places the organism in Eukaryota, Dinophyceae, Prorocentrales, Prorocentraceae.
AUGGGGCUGUACUUCAGGGAGCAGCCCGGUCACAACUGCGCCCGGAAGGGCGGCAUCGAGGAGCCGCCCACGACGUCCUCCGCCAGCCUGGCUCCGGUGGCGGCGCCGGCCGGGCCCGACGACGUGCUCGAGGAGCUCCGCGCGAAGCUCGUGGAGUGGCAGAAGAUGCCGGGGGCGAAGUCGAGGGCGCAGGUCGACGGGGUCAUCGCCGGGCUGGCCGCCAAGUCUGGCAUGGAGAAGGAGGCGGUGCGCAUGCUGUGGCUCACGGCUGCGCGGCAGGCGCGCCCAGUGGGCGCGCCCGUCGACGCUUACGUGUCGCUCGCCAAGAAGCAUCACGGCGUGGGCGUGGAGGUGAUCGACCUUGGGGGCGCCAGCGCCAAGCGCAACAACUCCUGCAUGUUCCUCACGUGCUCGGCGGCCCUCGCCGACCGCAGAGCCAAGGCGGAGCGGCGGAGGCGCAGACGCCGCCCCCUCGCGGAGCGGCGUGCCGCGGAGGCGCUCCCUACUGCUGGCGCGGCGGUCGAGGGCGCCGCAGUCGUGACGGGUCCGGCUGCUGCUGCUGGAGCGGGCCUUCGGCCUGUUCGAGCCGCCGUGGAGGCCGCUGACGACAUCGCGAUGUUCGAAGACGCCUGGGCCGACGGCCUGGUCGAGGACGUCGUGGCCCCGUCCUCGCCCCUGCAGGACGACAGCUGGGCCGACCUGCUCCCCGCACACCGCGCGGCGCCCGCCGUGGAGGCGGUGCACCUUGCCGCGGCGGAGGAGGAGUGGCGGCGGGCGCUGCGCGCGCGGGCGGCGGCGAUCAUCCGAGGCGCAGGGUGA